AUGGCGAACUUCCUCAUCAUCAAUGGUCCUUUUGCUUAUAACGUCGUCAUGGGGAGACCUGCCAUGAACGACCUUGACCUAGUUGUCUCAACCAAGGCCUUGGCCAUCAAAUUUUUUACCCCGAAAGGAACCGAUUGUGUGAAGGGUGAGCAGCAUUCGGCAAGACGCUGUUAUAAGGAAGCAUUGAAAAUAGGGCUCAAAGGAAAAAAGGUAAAUAUGGUUUCCGGAGGGGAGGUCCGAGUCACAAAUAACCGGGGAGUCAGCCACGACCUGAACCCACACGACAUGGAUUGCGACCGAGCAACCAGCCCGGCGGACGAACUGGAAGAUGUUGUAAUCAGUAGCCUCGAUGUUGAAAGACGCCUCCAGGUGGGCAAAGCAAAUCUGGAUGUUUUCGCAUGGAACCACGGAGAUAUGAUGGGAAUAAAGCCAAGGAUAAUGCAACAUCGGCUCAAUGUCAACCCCAACUAUAAGCCAGUUCAUCAGAAGAUGAGGCCAAUGAUGGCUGAGCGGUAUGCGGCAUUGAAAGAAGAAGUAGACAAGCUCUUGGCCAGCGAAUUUAUCAGGGAGGCCCAAUACCCGACUUGGGUGGCGAACCCGGUCCUGGUAAAGAAGAAGAAUGGGAAGUGGAGGACUUGUAUCGACUUCACGGACCUAAACAAAGCUUGCCCAAAAGACAGCUUCCCUUUGCCAAGAAUUGACCAGCUCGUAGAUGCAACGGCUGGCCACUAG
This is a messenger RNA of Diospyros lotus (date-plum), 732 nucleotides long. RefSeq lists its product as uncharacterized. The record is from RefSeq and is a predicted model, not a curated record. NCBI's taxonomy places the organism in Eukaryota, Viridiplantae, Streptophyta, Magnoliopsida, Ericales, Ebenaceae. The transcript is spliced from 2 exons. The coding region runs from base 1 to 732 and encodes 243 amino acids.